AUGACAGCUGAUGGGAGAGGUGGAGGUGUGGGAUUCGUCAUUCGAGAUCACGAUGCCAGGCUAGUGGCGUUGGGGGGUCGGCGGAUCUUCGAUGCGUCGGUGGUGUGUGCUGAGCUCCGAGCCGCCUGGGAGGGUACAUCUUAUGCGAGACAGGUACUGGGUGCAGACCGGAUCAUUCUUGAGGGCGACUCGGCUACUGUGAUUGACUGGGUCAGGGGCCGAGAUCGUGCAGGUGAGGGCAGACCGCUGCUUCUGGACAUUCGCAGACUUCUGCAGGCGUGUGAAACCUAUCAGGCUACACAUGCUUACAGGGAAGCGAAUUGUGCAGCUGAUUGGGUCGCUUCCUAUGCGGCUCAUCAUGCUGGAGGUUUUAUUUUGAGGGAGUCCGACACAGUGCCGGAGUCCCUUUUAGCUUUACUUGCUUCAGAUUUUGCAGGCCGUAUCCACACCCGUAGGGUGUGA
Phoenix dactylifera (date palm) is the source of this 462-nucleotide messenger RNA. Lineage: Eukaryota; Viridiplantae; Streptophyta; Magnoliopsida; Arecales; Arecaceae. The record is from RefSeq and is a predicted model, not a curated record.